Molecule: messenger RNA, 2013 nt
Organism: Cordyceps militaris CM01
Lineage: Eukaryota; Fungi; Ascomycota; Sordariomycetes; Hypocreales; Cordycipitaceae
Product: transcription factor
Exons: 2
Coding region: 1-2013 (670 amino acids)
Biological process (GO): chromatin organization; regulation of transcription by RNA polymerase II
Cellular component (GO): SAGA complex
Molecular function (GO): TBP-class protein binding; transcription coregulator activity
Source: RefSeq, a predicted model, not a curated record
AUGGACGAGGAGGAGCGCUUCUCGGCAAGCUCGCCGGAAUCGGAACGAGAAAAUGAGCCCGAUGAGGUGAUGGAGGACGAGCCUGCAGAGCCCGACCACGAAGACAACAACGAGGACAACAACGAUGAAGAUGACGACGACGGCGACCAAGACGAUGGUAAUAACACCGGUACACAGAAUCAUGACAGCCAAGGGCCCACGCGACAAAAGUCGAGUAGUCCCCGUCGCCAUUUUCCUGCGUUUUUGAGGCCCACGGUCCGCCCCGAGUACGUUUCGGCGCGGCUCUACGACAUUGUCCCGACCAUGGCCGCGCCCCAGUCUACAAGUGUCAAUGCCAUGGCGAUUACACCGGACCUACGCUACUGGUUUACUGGCGGCUCGGAUGGCUAUAUUCGAAAAUUCGACGGCCCGGGCACCAUCAAUGGCAAGCUGGCGCUGACAGUCGCGCAACGGCACCCCUUUGUUGACAGCGUCACGAAAGCGGGCAUACUCAUGUCAUACUGGGAAAACGAAGAGCCGCCGGCGCCUGGAGCCGCCAGCCACGAGCAGAUUUUAUCGCCCGUCUACUCGCUUGCCGUGGAAUCGACCGCCCUGUGGCUGCUGUCGGGUCUCGACUCGGGCGCCAUCAAUCUGCAGAGUGUGCGGCACGACGAGGGCAAAAAGAUUUGCAGUCUCCAGCGACACACGAAUGCCGUCAGCGUGCUGACGAUGGCGCCCGACGAGAAGACGGUGCUAAGCGGCAGCUGGGACAAGACGAUUCUCGACUGGGACCUCAAUACCGGGCAGACGAUUCGUAGCUUUACCGGGACGGUGGGCCAAAUAUCUGCGGUCGAGCUGCGCCCCGAGUGCGGCGAUCCAGUACCCGCCGACGCGGAUGAGCCGCUGCCUCACAUGACGAUGACGACAAAUAGCGGCCCCCGGCUCACAAACGGCUUUGCGAGCACGAAUGGCGUCGAUGCGCACCCAGAGCCGCAGCCGCUGCCAGACGAGACGGGUCAAGAGGCAGCCGCGUCGCCAGCGCAUGAGAGUCUGUUUGGUGGUGGUAGUGAUGCCGGCAGCUUAUUCGGCGAGACAGGUGGCGACCAGCAGUUUGGGCAGGACGACGACGAGUAUGGCGGGGGCAUGGGCAUGAUGACGGAGCAAGAAGGCGGCAUGGAUCACUCGGCGGACAUGGCCAUGGCCAGCAUGGACAUGGAGAGGGAUAAGCCGGCGGAGGAUUUGGCCGUCGUGGAAGAAGAGCCUGCGCCCCACGCCAUGGAUGUCGAUCCGCCGCCCGUCAAGCAGGAAGACGCGGAAGCACCGCAGCUCUCACCCUCGCAGGACCACACGCAAGACAGCGCAACGGCCAAGACGGAAGACGCCACCGACGGGAGCGCGACGCAGGCCACGCAAAGCGACACGCUCGCGGGCACCGAAGGCGAGCCCAAGUCGCCGACGGUCCUCUCGGACACGGCGGCGGGCAAGCAGCGCGACCAGUCGCAGACGUCGACGACGACGUUUCUGGCGUCGGCCAUGGACGGGACGAUCCGCAUCUGGGACCGGCGCGUGCCGAACCCGGUGGCGCGCAUCAACCCCCGUGCGGGCGUGCCGCCCUGGUGCAUGAGCGCGUGCUGGAGCCCCGACGGCAACAGGAUCUACGCCGGCCGCCGCAACGGCACUGUCGAGGAGUACGACGUGCACAAGGCCAGGAGGGGCUGGGCGCCGGAGCGCGUGCUCAAGUUUCCGGGUGGGAGCGGCGCGGUGAGCGCGGUGAAGCCCAUGGUGAAUGGACGGCAUCUUAUUUGCGCGUCGCAUGAUAUUAUGCGUCUGUACGACUUGCAUGACCGUGGGACGGUCAAGCACUCGACGGUGCCGUUCCUCAUCAUUCCCGGUCCGCCCCGCGCUGGUGUCAUUUCGAGCCUCUACAUUGACCCGACGAGCCGUUUCAUGCUGAGCGCGGCGGGCACAAGAGGCUGGAACGGCACGAGUACGGAGGUGCUGGUGGGAUAUGAAAUUACCGUGACGGGCAGCUGA